GAAGCGGAGCGCGGCGGCGGCGGGGAGCCAUGGGCCGCCUGCACUGCACGCAGGACCCGGUGCCCGAGGCCGUGGGCGCUGACAUGCAGCAGCUGAACCAGCUGAGCGCGCAGCAAUUCUCAGCCUUGACCGAAGUGCUUUUUCAUUUCCUCACUGAACCCAAAGAGGUGGAAAGGUUUCUGGCUCAGCUCUCUGAAUUUGCCACUACCAAUCAGAUGAGUCUUGGUCCCCUCAAAAGCAUUGUGAAAAGCCUGCUCCUCGUCCCAAAUGGUGCCUUGAAGAGGAGCCUCACUAGCGAGCAGGUCCGCGCUGAUUUCAUCUCCCUGGGCCUCAAUGAAGAGAAAGCCACUUAUUUUUCUGAAAAGUGGAAGCAGAGUGCACCCUCCCUGGUGAGAUGGGCCAUGGGCCAGACCCUCAUGAUUAACCAGCUUGUUGAUAUGGAGUGGAGGUUUGGAGUGACAUCUGGAAGCAGUGAAUUGGAGAAAGUGGGAAGCAUUUUUUUACAAUUGAAGUUGGUGGUCAAGAAAGGAAACCAAACUGAAAAUUUAUAUAUAGAGUUAACCUUGCCUCAGUUCUACAGCUUCCUGCACGAGAUGGAGCGAGUCAAAUCGAGCAUGGAGUGUCUCAGCUGAUCCCCGCCCCUGUCCUGCCCCUUCCCUGGUACCUGCUCCAGAGGCGCCUUCCUCAUGCCCUUCACUUCCAGCAGCCCUGCUGCCUUCUCGGGAACCUGGGCACCUGGGCGCAAAAGGCUUCCGAAAACGCAGCGGGGUAGAGCACACCUCAGGAGCCCACCUCAGGACUCCCUUAUACAAGGGCUAGACACACUGCAGACCCUUGCUUCACAGAUGGGAAAGAGAUGCUGGCACCUUCAUCAGACAGAGUAAAUAAAGGGUGCCACCACUCAGAUCACCCUCCUUCCCACAAAAAGCAAGGGUGGGUUCGUGGCUGAGGACGAGGCAAGCAAAGAGAAGGCGUUUCCUGAGCGCUCCGUCCCAUCUGCCUGUGGAGCCACACUCCUGGUGCUGGCGGUGGAGCCAGGCCAGAGGUGUUUGCUGAGUGCUUUGCAUAGAAGGAAAUGCUUGGUCUUCUCUGAAAAGACUUGAGGUCGGA
Molecule: messenger RNA, 1110 nt
Organism: Jaculus jaculus (lesser Egyptian jerboa)
Lineage: Eukaryota; Metazoa; Chordata; Mammalia; Rodentia; Dipodidae
Gene: Commd7
Product: COMM domain containing 7
Exons: 9
Coding region: 30-632 (200 amino acids)
Biological process (GO): negative regulation of DNA-templated transcription; tumor necrosis factor-mediated signaling pathway
Molecular function (GO): NF-kappaB binding
Source: RefSeq, a predicted model, not a curated record